Molecule: messenger RNA, 1709 nt
Organism: Brassica rapa (field mustard)
Lineage: Eukaryota; Viridiplantae; Streptophyta; Magnoliopsida; Brassicales; Brassicaceae
Source: RefSeq, a predicted model, not a curated record
AAUAAUAGUAUUUUAAAUAUAAUAUUUUUAAUUUAUUAUAAGUAACAGUGUGAUCAACCAUUGUGAAAGUUAACGUGAAAUCGACACAUAUGAAACUGACUUCUUAAAUAAUAGUAUAGAGAUAUGUUAGCUAUAGAUUAUAAUGCAUGUAAAACAUCUUAAAGCAAAAAAAAUGGCAUAUAGGGUGUAGAAAAAGAAGAAGAAAAUGUCAUAUUCCAUUGAGAAAAUGGAUACUCAACUUUAUGAUUUUGUAAUAGCUUGUUGUUGUAAAAUAAAGAGGAAAAAAUGUUCGAAAGUGUAGGUGACUGUGUUAUUCACAACACAAAUUGCCUAAGAUUAAAAAGAUUUAUUCAGGAAUAAACCAAACCUUCUCUCCUCAAAGAGUGGACAAAACCAAAAGCAAAACCACACUCAGAAUAAAAAGUGCCUUGUGCUCCAUAAACAAAACAAAACCACCAUUUUACUCCUCUCUCUCUCUCUCUCUCUCUCUCUCUCUUUCUUCGCUGGCUUCUGCAAUUCGAAAAUUGGCAUCUCGCUGACGCUCUUCGCGAAUCACGUCUCCACAAUCUCCAGCUCUAUCUCCAUAAACGAGCUCAAGCUCUCCGGGAAUGAUUCCGAUGGAUAAUUACUGCGUGCCGAGCAGUAGUUCGAGCAUGACUGCUUCCUCUGGAUUCCAUCUGACUCUGAAUUCUCCGGUUGGACUCAAACAUGAAGCUGCUGCUGCUGCUGCUGCUUUAGCUGUCGAUUGGUCUCUUGAGGAGCAGUAUACUUUGGAGAAAGGUCUUUCAAUGUUUAAAGAUGAGCCACAGGUUACUAAGUAUGUAAAGAUCGCAUCAACUCUACCAGAUAAAAGCGUACGGGAUGUAGCAAUGAGGUGUAAAUGGAUGACGCAAAAACGAAGAAAAGGAGAAGAACAUAGUGCCACGAAUGUUAAUUAUAGAAAGGUGGUGGAUUUACCCCCAAAACUGAACAUGUUCUCCACCGUGCCACAACAAAAUGCUACAUAUGUCAUGAACCCUAUGUGCCAGAGUGCACGCGUGCCUUUUGAAGGUGCAAGUGAUGCAGUUAUGGAGCUUCUACGGCAGAAUGCUCAAGCUUUUAGUCAAAUUUCUUCAAACCUUUCUGCGUUCAAGCCACAGGAUAACAUCAGUCUGUUUUAUCUUGCAAGAAAUAACAUCAGUUCCAUCUUGAAUGAAUGCCUGGUAUCAUCAGCCGGAUGUCACCACUGCCUGUUUCAAUCAACAAUGAUCUUGUUGGCAUGUUAAUGACGAGUACACGACGGCCGAGCUCUUAUAUCAUUCCUUCGAGUAUCCAUCUGAAGCAGGAACCAAGAAACUGAUGGGGGAGGUGGGGUGGGUGGGAGAGAUUUGGUUUUGACCAAUGCUAAAGGAAAUAAGCACAGAAAACUGGUGAAAUGGCAGUUGUUAGAUGUGACAUGGACUUAAAGAAGAUGGUUUAUCACCUGCGAAGAACACAAGAUCGAACGAAUAUUAUCUUGUAGAACCCUUUGUGCUGUCGGCUAAUUUUUGCGUGGAAAGGGUUAACUAAAACACCUUUCCAAGAUAUGAAUUCGUUGCACAUAUCCGUCGUAGAGUUGGUUGUAUAGAUUAGCCGUUUGUGUAAGGUUUUAGAUGAGAGUUAUUUACGUUUGUAUUAAGAACACAUCUUUGUAAGUUUUGGACUUCAAUACAUGCACCCUAGUAUUAGCG